AUGAAGACCUUCUGGAAAAUUUCAGUUUUCUUCUUUGUAUGCGGUUUCCUGGAACCCUGUGCAUCUGCAACUGCCGUCAAGCGUCGCCCAAGAUUUCCUAUCAAUGCAGUUCCUAAUGGUGAAAAUGAGCUCUGUCCAAAAGUGAGAAUUGGUCAAGAUGAUUUACCAGGGUUUGACUUGAUUUCUCAGUUCCAGGUAGAUAAAGCAGCAUCUAGAAGAGCUAUACAAAGGAUAGUGGGAUCAACUGCAUUACAAGUGGCUUACAAAUUGGGAACUAAUGUAGACUUCAGGAUUCCAACCAGGCAUUUAUAUCCCGGCGGACUGCCUGAAGAAUACUCCUUUUUAACUACUUUUCGGAUGACUGGAAGCACACUUGAAAAGCACUGGAGCAUUUGGCAGAUUCAGGACUCCUCGGGGAAGGAGCAAGUUGGCGUGAAGAUUAAUGGCCAAACAAAAUCUGUUGCAUUUUCAUACAAGGGACUGGAUGGAAGUCUCCAGUCUGCAGCCUUUUCAAAUUUGCCCUCCUUGUUUGACUCCCAGUGGCAUAAGAUUAUGAUUGGUGUGGAAAGAAGCAGUGCUACUCUUUUUGUUGACUGCAACAGGAUUGAAUCCUUGCCUAUAAAGCCGAGAGGCCAAAUCAAUGUCGAUGGCUUUGCCGUGCUGGGAAAACUUGUAGAUAAUCCUCAAGUUUCUGUUCCGUUUGAACUUCAAUGGAUGCUGAUCCAUUGUGACCCACUUCGACCCAGCAGAGAAACUUGCCAUGAGCUCCCAGUCAGGAUAACGCCCAGCCAGGCUCCGGAUCAGAGAGGUCCCCCCGGCGAGCAGGGUCCCCCGGGGCCUCCGGGCCCCCCUGGAGUUCCUGGCAUCGAUGGCAUCGACGGUGACCGAGGUCCAAAGGGUCCCCCAGGCCCCCCGGGUCCUCCUGGAGAACCUGGAAAACCGGGAGCUUCUGGCAAGCCUGGCACGCCUGGCGCUGACGGAUUAACAGGACCUGAUGGAUCUCCUGGCUCUGUGGGACCAAGAGGACAAAAAGGGGAACCUGGUGUGCCGGGAUCCCGUGGAUUUCCAGGCCGUGGUAUUCCUGGGCCCCCUGGUCCUCCUGGGGGAGCAGGUCUCCCUGGAGAGCUUGGCCGUGUUGGACCAAUUGGUGACCCUGGGAAAAGAGGACCACCUGGCCCCCCUGGACCCCCAGGACCCAGUGGAACAAUUGGCUUUCAUGAUGGAGAUCCGUUGUGUCCCAAUGCCUGCCCACCAGGUCGCUCAGGAUACCCCGGCAUUCCCGGCAUGAGGGGACAUAAGGGGGCUAAAGGAGAAAUUGGUGAACCUGGAAGACAAGGCCACAAGGGUGAAGAAGGUGACCAGGGAGAACCAGGAGAAGUCGGAGCUCAAGGACCUCCAGGCUCUCAAGGACUGAGAGGCAUCACCGGCAUAGUUGGGGAAAAGGGAGAAAAAGGUGCUCGGGGCUUUGAUGGAGAACCUGGGCCGCGAGGAAUUCCUGGUUCAUUUGGUGAUCAAGGACAGCGAGGGCCUCCAGGAGAAGCAGGUCCCAAGGGAGACAGAGGGCCUCAAGGUUCUAGAGGAAUUCCUGGCCUCCCUGGGUCCAAAGGAGACACGGGCUUGCCAGGUGUGGAUGGCCGUGACGGGAUCCCUGGAAUGCCCGGAACAAAGGGUGAACCGGGGAAACCUGGGCCUCCUGGUGAUGCAGGACUGCAGGGGUUACCUGGUGUGCCUGGAAUUCCUGGUGCAAAGGGUACUGCGGGUGAAAAGGGCAACACAGGUGCUCCAGGGAAACCUGGCCAAUUGGGGAAUUCAGGCAAACCGGGCCAACAGGGGCCGCCAGGAGAGGUGGGACCCCGAGGACCCCGGGGGCUCCCUGGCAGCCGAGGAGAGGUAGGACCCAUGGGACCCCCAGGCCUGCCAGGUAAACUGGGUUCUCCUGGCAGCCCUGGCCUCCCUGGCUUGCCUGGCCCCCCCGGACUUCCUGGAAUGAAAGGUGACAGGGGUGUAGUUGGUGAACCUGGUCCAAAGGGUGAACAGGGUGCCUCUGGUGAAGAAGGUGAAGCAGGAGAAAGGGGUGAACUUGGAGAUAUAGGAUUACCUGGCCCAAAGGGAACUGUGGGUAACCCCGGGGAGCCUGGCCUGAGGGGGCCUGAAGGCGGUCGGGGGCUUCCCGGAGUGGAGGGACCAAAAGGACCACCGGGACCCCGAGGCGUGCAGGGAGAACAGGGCGCCACCGGCCUGCCUGGCAUCGAGGGCCCUCCGGGGAGAGCACCGACAGAUCAGCACAUUAAGCAGGUGUGCAUGAGGGUCAUGCAAGAGCAUCUUGCUGAGAUGGCUGCUAGUCUCAAGCGUCCAGACUCGGGAGCUUCCGGCCUCCCUGGGAGGCCUGGACUCCCUGGUCCCCCGGGGCCCCCUGGAGAGAAUGGCUUCCCGGGCCAGAUGGGACUUCGUGGCCUCCCAGGCAUGAAAGGGCCCCCUGGUGCUCUUGGUUUGAGGGGGCCUAAAGGUGACUUGGGAGAAAAGGGAGAACGUGGCCCUCCAGGAAGAGGUCCCAAGGGUUUGCCCGGAGCUACAGGCCUACCAGGUGAUCCAGGUCCUGCCAGCUUUGGGAGGAAUGGCCGGGAUGGUGAGCGAGGCCCUCCAGGGGUGGCAGGCAUUCCCGGUGUGCCCGGUCCCCCAGGCCCUGCUGGCCCUCCUGGUUUCUGCGAGCCAGCCUCUUGCACCAUGCAGGCUGGUCAGCGAGCCUUUAGCAAAGGGCCAGUCCAGUGAGAGGCUUAGUGCUGCCUGGCUGUCUGCAUGAACCACCCCUGGCAAAGGAGCUGGGAGGACAAACACCACCCGAAGCUGGGGCAAGGGACGGCCGUGUAUUACCUUCAACAUUAUUGCAGAAGUCCUACUUGACAAUCAGAUUUAGAUCGAUGGUGCUAUUCAAUAAAUCCUCUUUCUUUCCCUUGGAGGAGAGACAGCAGAGUCAUUGGUUAAAAACGAACAAGCAAAACCUCCCUUUGAAUACAUUUAUAAUCCUGUUCCCAGGAUCUUGAACUUUAGUGUGCUAUACAUAUGUGACAUAUUGUGGGCCACAGUGCCAAUAAACAGAAACAACUGUUUGGUUUACCUCAGUUGCCGUAGUUAUUUUCAUUUGUAAUGAGAUGUUCGCAGAUUACUGUGCAGCCAUAUAGAGGAUUUGCAGACUAGUUAUGAAGAAACCCUUCUGAAGUCAAUAGAAUGGGGGCCUAAAAUGCCCAUCAGUGUGCUCUCUGGGGUGACAAGGAAGUGCUGUGCAAUGAGGAAUGAUUUCUCCACGGCAUGUGUUGGUUUCCAUGGUCAGCCUGAAUUUUUGUGGAAUUGUACUGUAUCCCAAACCUGUUAACAUUUUGAGCUCUUCUAUGUGAAAGUAAAGAAGGACUUUCAAUAUCCUGUCAUGCGCAAGACUUAUUGAUGAGAUUAUUUAUUUUUAAGGUGUGAGGCAACAUCUCUGGUUGUACCCAAGAAGAAAUAAAAAUGGUUUCUUAA
Molecule: messenger RNA, 3513 nt
Organism: Myotis daubentonii (Daubenton's bat)
Lineage: Eukaryota; Metazoa; Chordata; Mammalia; Chiroptera; Vespertilionidae
Gene: COL9A1
Product: collagen type IX alpha 1 chain
Source: RefSeq, a predicted model, not a curated record